This is a messenger RNA of Olea europaea var. sylvestris, 588 nucleotides long. RefSeq names its product peptide chain release factor PrfB3, chloroplastic-like. Lineage: Eukaryota; Viridiplantae; Streptophyta; Magnoliopsida; Lamiales; Oleaceae. The record is from RefSeq and is a predicted model, not a curated record. The transcript is spliced from 4 exons. The coding region runs from base 1 to 588 and encodes 195 amino acids.
AUGAAGAAAAAAAAGGAGCAGAACCUUGGGCGCCGCGGCGCCAUGGCGCCCAAUGAAGAAAAAGCGAGCAAAGACUUGGGCGCUAAAACCCGAAUUUUUAAAAAAAGGAUAGAAGAUUCAAUUCUCCGUGCAGAGAUGUUAGCACCAAUAGCCUUGUACCAUGAAGAAGUAAGACAUGUCAAGCAAGAAGAAAUUAUUCAUGAUCAUGACUUGUGGGAUGACCCGGGGAAGUCGAAUGAAAUCCUCAUCAAACUAGCCGACAGUGCCAAGGUGGUUGAUGCCCUUAAACACCUCAAAUAUAAGGCUGAGGAAGCUAAACUGAUUAAGGAGCUUGCAGAGCUGGAUACUGUAAAUUACAAGCUUUUCAAGCAGGCAUAUUUUGCAUCUGUAGAUUUAAACAAGUUUUUGAAUAAGUAUGAGAUGUCUAAGUUUCUUAAAAAGUCAUAUGACAUGGAGGGAGCAUGUCCCAAAAUUGAAUCUAGAUGUGGAGACAUUUACUUAGAGUCAGUUAAUGAAGGUUCUACAAGUUUCAAGAUUAGGACUGUCCAUGAGCAUUUCCUAGAGAGUUUCUAUUAUAUACAUGAAUGA